AUGGCCUCCAACGCUGUCACGCUUCCCAUCACGCAUGGCGCUCUUCGUGUCUCCCGCAUGAUACCCGGCGAAGUGUGGUCGCAGAUUCUGAAAUUUCUCGCUGAAAAGGACCUUAAAGCUGUGGUCCUCGCCCAGUGCCCUGCCCCUGACCAAGCAGUGCGCCUCUUCUGGGAGGUCAUCACUCCUCAGAACAACAAACUCGCUGUGCUGUAUCAGAAAGUCGCACACAAUCCCCAAGCACUUGCCAAUCACGUCCAGUCUUUGACUAUGAACUUUGAGGCCCCUGGUGAGCAGCUCGCAACUUGCACUCUGGCCUUUCCCUGUCUGCAGAAACUCAGGAUUGUGCACAAUGUACACUAUUAUGAAAACGUGUUCGAGAAGACUCACAUCCAUAUCAAGACCCUAAUUGGCCCUGCUCUCACGCACCUGGAUAUCGGUACCCCUGAGCACGAGAGCGAUGCCACCAAGCCACUGGUCGACAACUUCUUCCAGGCACUUACCCAGUGUUCAAACUUGCACACCCUCAGCAUCCGCGUAUGUGUCAGAGACUCUCUUAGAGUGUUUGCCCGCGCCAUGAGUACUUGUUGCAAGCUCCAGGUGCUGGUUCUUGACAAGUACACUGAGAAUCUGGUCAACAGCAGCACUCUAAAGGCUAUCGCAAAUCUUCCCAAGCUCACCAGUCUCAAGAUCAACAAGCUCAUCGACCUGCCUCUUGUCUCACUCAUUAGUGACAUCAAGACCCCCUUCGAAGCUCUCACGUCACUGGAGCUCUCGAUCGGAGCUGAAGCUGCCGUUUCACUCCUUCCUCGCACCCAGCAGCUCCGCUCACUGCGUCUCACUAUCCAUGGCAACAAGUCUAUCUUUCCCACUUUCCUCAAAUUGCCUCUCCUCGAGCACCUGGAGUUGUCCUUCCAGAACUUCACCCUCACCGGUGUUGACUACAAGCAACUGGUACACUUGUCCAACCUCACCCACCUCGGGCUCUGCAGCGCUGGAGAAGAGGGUGCCUCGGGUCUCAAUACCGAAAAUGUUUGCGCUCUAUUCCUGGUCGACAUCCUCUCUGGGUUAACCCUUCUGCAGCACUUCCGUCUUGCUGCCAACGACACCUUCGACGACGAGUUCCUUGUUGCUUUGGGUCGUCGCUGCGCCAAUCUUAGCUCUCUCAGACUGAGCGGCGCUUUUGAGCUUGUCGGUUUGUGCAACGAGACAGAGGUGGUUUUUCCUUCCUGGCAGCACUUGGAGAUCGGUGAUGUCACUACUAAGGACCCCUGGAUGGACGAAGGCGCUGAGAACACCCUGGCAAACAACAUUGCGAGAGCUGUGCGUACUCAUGCUCCAUGCCUGAUGAUGUUCCAUGCUUCUGAAGAACUUGAUGAGAACCACCUACUUGCUUCUAAGGUUGAGCGGGCUUGGAAGAUCGACUGGAAUGUCUACGGCACCAGCCCAUACUUCCAUCACCUGCAGUUCCCAAGUCUGCAAAGCUUUUCCGUCCGUCUCUGUGAGAACGGCCCUUUGUCGCCUCCCCAUCUCAAUCAAUUCAUAGAGCCACAGCUCAAGCAUGUCAUCGUCGAGGAUCAUCCUACCAUUGCCACUCUGGGCCCAGGGCAAACGAUAUUCAACCACCUCACGACCCUGCAUACAGGCAUGGAUGGUGCAGCAGCCAGAGAGCUCUUUCCCCAUAUGCCGACUAUCACCGACCUGGGCUUAUAUGUCGAUCACCAUGAUGGUAUCGUAGACUGGCUAGCAUACCUACCACGACUGAGGUCUCUAGAGCUCAUCGCCAGAGCCCAUAUACUGCUGACGACACGCUACCUCAGAGGCUUACAGAAUUUGAGUCUCUCGAUGCUGAGUAUACAUGGUGAGGGAGGCUCCGGGUUCAAUGGCCACAUGAUCACUGCCAAUGAUAUAGACACACUAUUCGGAUCGCAUCGGACGUUGAUAUCUUUGGAAGUGGCUUGGGAAGGUGAUUCUCGCUCUGCAAACAAUCCCUCCUUCUUGCAAUACAGCCCUCAUCUUUUGGUCGAGCGAGUCGCCACGCAUUACCCAGCGCUAGAGACUCUCAUACUGCCAGCACCCUGUGCUGCUAUAGACCUCGGGAGGCUGCCCGCUAGAGCCUUGAGGAGCAAGCUCCAAUAUCUGCAGGUCGAACGUGUCGCAGCACCAACGGUGAAUCCGAUUACUCGUCCCGUGGAGUAUCGGACUGCCAUACUCAGCAUGGCAUGCAAAUUGAUCAAGCAUUUCCCACGCCUCCUAGAUCUGAUGUCUAACCAAGAUGAAGAUGUGGUGGAUGAAGUCUUCAGAGAUUUUGAAACAAUGAGAAGGGCUGGCCUGGCUCGUCGCUAG
Molecule: messenger RNA, 2343 nt
Organism: Aureobasidium melanogenum CBS 110374
Lineage: Eukaryota; Fungi; Ascomycota; Dothideomycetes; Dothideales; Saccotheciaceae
Exons: 5
Coding region: 1-2343 (780 amino acids)
Biological process (GO): SCF-dependent proteasomal ubiquitin-dependent protein catabolic process
Cellular component (GO): SCF ubiquitin ligase complex
Source: RefSeq, a predicted model, not a curated record